Mycena citricolor is the source of this 2528-nucleotide messenger RNA. The record is from the annotation of a GenBank genome assembly. Lineage: Eukaryota; Fungi; Basidiomycota; Agaricomycetes; Agaricales; Mycenaceae.
CUUCUUUCCAGCCCCUUUUAGAUUAUCAAUACUAAUCCCCAAGUUUCUAAGGAGCUGCGUCGACGGAAACAUUCCACAUGAGAGUGCUCAAAGGCAUAUGGAUGAAAACAAGGUAAGAAUCAAGGCUGAGACCGGAGAUCGAGUGUAGCGCAACCGUUGAUACAUGAAGAGUGGGAUAGAAAGGAAAAUCUAAUACGUUGGGGAGGAGUGAGAAUACAGUCAGGAAGGAUGGGUUACUGGGAGAUUCCAAAAGUACUAUGAGCCUCGAGGUCAACAUUGGGAGGGAUUGGUCAGAAUUCAGAGAACAGUCAGAGCCACAGCCUCGUGGCAGUGCUGGACGUCACGCCCAACAAAUCCGACGUCGUAACGGCCAACAAUUCGUUUCCUCCCUCCACCCACUCCCUACACUCUACAACACAAUGGAAGACGAAGUCGCUGCUCUCGUCAUCGAUAACGGCUCCGGCAUGUGCAAAGCUGGAUUCGCCGGCGAUGACGCCCCUCGUGCCGUGUUCCCGUCCAUCGUCGGACGUCCCAGACACCAGGGCGUCAUGGUCGGUAUGGGACAGAAGGACUCGUAUGUCGGUGACGAGGCGCAGUCCAAACGUGGUAUCCUGACGCUCAAGUACCCCAUCGAGCACGGCAUUGUGACCAACUGGGACGACAUGGAGAAGAUCUGGCAUCACACCUUCUACAACGAGCUGCGUGUCGCGCCGGAGGAGCACCCUGUGCUGUUGACCGAAGCACCCCUGAACCCCAAGGCGAACAGGGAGAAGAUGACGCAGAUCAUGUUCGAGACAUUCAACGCGCCUGCGUUCUACGUGUCGAUCCAGGCUGUGUUGUCGCUGUACGCAUCUGGUCGGACGACCGGUAUCGUGCUCGACUCUGGUGACGGUGUGUCGCACACGGUGCCGAUCUACGAGGGAUUCUCGCUCCCGCACGCGAUCCUGCGUCUCGAUCUUGCUGGGCGUGAUCUGACCGACUUUUUGAUCAAGAACUUGACUGAGCGCGGAUACCCGUUCACGACGACUGCGGAGCGUGAAAUUGUGCGGGACAUCAAGGAGAAGCUGUGCUACGUUGCGCUCGACUUUGAGCAGGAGCUGCACACUGCGGCGCAGUCAUCUGCUCUGGAAAAGAGCUACGAGCUCCCUGACGGACAGGUGAUCACGAUUGGUCCUGAGCGAUUCCGUGCUCCGGAGGCUCUGUUCCAGCCUUCGCUUAUCGGUCUUGAAGCUGCCGGAAUCCACGAGACGACCUUCAACUCGAUCUUCAAGUGCGAUCUCGACAUCCGUCGGGAUCUGUACGGCAACGUUGUGCUGUCUGGUGGAACGACGAUGUUCCCGGGUAUUGCCGACCGUAUGCAGAAAGAGCUGACGUCGCUUUCGCCCGCGAGCAUGAAGGUGAAGAUCGUUGCGCCUCCGGAGCGGAAGUACUCUGUGUGGAUCGGUGGAUCGAUUCUGUCGUCGCUGAGCACGUUCCAAAACCUGUGGUGCUCGAAGCAAGAGUACGACGAGUCUGGCCCUGGUAUCGUUCACCGCAGUAUAGUGCUUCUAAUGCACCAAUGUAGCCUUAGCUUAGGUUUAGAAAACUGUGGAAGUAAUGCAUCUGCUUUUCGUCUUGUAUCCGAGGUGCACCUGGCUAGAGGGUUUCUGAGCUCUCCCGGCUACUAGCGGAUAAAGUCCUAUGCAAUUCUAGGAGAUUGUGCAGGGACCCUCAAGCGUAGACUACGCAUUUUUUUUUUGGUCCGAGUAGGCGGUCGGUGUUGACAAAGUCUUUCGGUCAUGCAGUCAUGUACACAACUGUGCAGAACCAAGGCGAAACAUAUCUCGCUCGCCCUCGAACACCAGCCAUCAUAAUCCCAUCACUUGACCACAUCAUGCAUCACUCGCGAACUCUGUCACAUGGUACUGUAUAUUCACAGCCACACCUAUCAGAGAUUUCGUCAGGCAACUCAGAAACUCAUCGACGACCCACUUCUCUCGCAAUGUCCACAGAACUUGCCGCAAGCUACGCUGCCCUCAUCCUCGCUGAUGAGGGAAUCGAAAUCACCGCCGACAAAAUUGUCACCCUGACCACGGCCGCCAAGAUUGAACUCGAGCCGAUCUGGGCAACCCUCCUCGCAAAAGCUCUUGAGGGAAAGAACGUGAAGGAGCUUCUAUCUAACGUUGGAUCUGGUGGAGGCGCACCCGCUGCCUCGGCACCCUCGGGUGCCGCUGGUGGUGCCGCCGCUGCUGAGGAGGCGCCGAAGGAGGAAGCCAAGGAGGAGGAGAAGGAGGAGUCUGACGAUGACAUGGGCUUCGGACUGUUCGACUGAUCUCAUUCCCUUCACUCUUUAUGGCACAUGUUUUUUUUUGCUUUCCGCACACUUAUGCACUCCCAUCAAAAUACAUUGCCUUCGGAAACCGCAAUUAUCUGGCUUCAAGUGUCGUGUUUGUCUUUGUAACGUCAUUUAGACGGCGACGCAAGGCGUCCCGAACGCGUGCUCUCCCUCUGUCUGCCAAUGUAUAAACCUGGUCAGCAACACAAUGAGA